AUGGCCCCAGGUUCUCAUCGAUUGUUCCUCUCCUUUCUCCCAUUUCUCCUCACCCUCACUCCCAUUUCUCCUCUCCCCCAUUCCCAUUUCGCAUCCCCCUCACUCCCAACCCUCCAUUUCCGCCCUGCUAUCCCUUCCCUUCUCAUUCCUGGCCCCCCUUAUUCCCAUUCUUCACCCUUUUAUUCCCAUAUCUCCACCCCCUCACUCCUAUUCAUCCACCCCCUCACUCCCAUCUCUCCCCCCUCUCUCUCCCGUUUCUCCUCCCCCUCUCUCCCGUUUCUCCUCCCCCUCUCUCCCGUUUCUCCUCCCCCUCACUCUCAUUUGUCCUCCCCCUCACUUCCAUUUCUCCUCCCCCUGGCUCCCAUUUCUCCUCUCCCCCGCUUCCAUUUCUCCACCCCCUCACUCCCAUCUCUUCACCCCUUCGCCCCCAUUCCUCACCUCCCCUUUUUCUUUUCGGAUGCCACAGGCCAUUGUGCCGUUGCCACCGUCUCGCGUCUCCUCACUGCUCUGCUGGUCUUCACCUCUGCUCUUGCCUGUGCCACUGCCACUGUCUCGUGCCUCCUCACUGCUCUGCUGGUCUUCGCCUCUGCUCUUGCCUAUCGUCACCCGCGCUCCCCUCGUCACCCUCGUCGACCCACACCGAUCCUCGCCACCCUCACCUCCCUUGGUCACCGACAUUCUAUCUCGUCGCUCGCGCUUCCCCUCAUCACCCGUGCCGACCCUCGCCGCACUCGCCUCCCCUCGUCGCCCGCGCGUCCCGUCGUCGGGCUUGCCUCCCAGUCACUCGCGCUUCCCCUCGUCAUCCGCGUUUCCAUCCGCUCUUCCCCUCUCCCCAUCUCACUAUCUCCAGCCCAUCCUUCCUCCCCCAUUCCUUCCGAAGGGGUGGGACAGAUGGGGAGGAACAGAUGGGUAGAAACAGAGGUGGUCGCUUCCGCCACCACAAUCGAACAGCGUUUUGAUUCCCUCUCUGCUCCCCACCAUCCUCCCCCCAGCUCUCUCCCCGGCAUCUGCCCCCGCUCCCCCCAUCCUCUUCCCUGUUUCCCCGUAUCCCUUGCCGUGCUUCCCCCCAUCCUAUCCCCUCUUACCCCGUAUCCCCUGCCCUGCUUCCCCCCAUCCCCUUCCCUGCUUCCCCCCAUCCCCUUCCCUGCUUCCCCUCAUCCCCUUCCCUGCUUCCCCUCGUCCCCUCCCCUGCUUUCCCCCAUCCCCUUCCCUGCUUUCCCCCAUCCCCUGCCCUACUUCCCCCCAUCCCCCUCCCUGCUUCCCCCCAUCCCCUUCCCUGCUUCCCCCCUUCCCUUUCCCUGCUUCACCCCAUCCCCUCCCCUGCUUCCCCCCAUCCCGUCCCAUGCUUCCCCCCAUCCCCUUCCCUGCUUCCCCCCAUCCCCUCCCCUGCUUCCCCCCAUCCCCCUCCCUGCUUCCCCUCAUCCCCUUCCCUGCUUCCCCCCUUUCCUUUCCCUGCUUCACCCCAUCCCCUUCCCUGCUUCCCCCCAUCCCCUUCCCUGCUUCCCCCCAUCCCCUGCCCUGCUUCCCCCCAUCACCUUCCCUGCUUUCCCCCAUCCUCUCGCCUGCUUCCCCCCAUCCCCCUCCCUCCCUCCUUCCCCUCACACCCACCCCUGUUCCCACCUGCCCUCCCCAUCCCUGCCUUUCCCUCCUUGCCCUGCCCUUCCCUUCUCCAUCCCUUCUCAACCCUUCCCUUUCAUGUCAUGCCCUCCCCUUCCCCCUGAUCUUCCGCCCUCCAGUUACCAUGCUUGUGCACCCAUCACUGUCUCCCCAUACCGGUACAUGCUUUCAUCAUGUGCGCUUGCUUGUGUUCCCCUGCAGUUGUUCCCUUGGCACCUCACACCACUUCCCCCAUGUUCCAUCACACAAUUCUUUCUGCCUACUCCACUCUCCAAAUUUUCAGUGGUGAAGCAGAGGAGCAAGCUGAGGCGCAGCUAG
Molecule: messenger RNA, 1935 nt
Organism: Closterium sp. NIES-65
Lineage: Eukaryota; Viridiplantae; Streptophyta; Zygnematophyceae; Desmidiales; Closteriaceae
Source: the annotation of a GenBank genome assembly